AUGGCAGACAAAGCAUACCCAGCAGGCGGAACCUUCAUCGACACUCUGAAGAAGUCUUUCACGGAUGUACCUGUCGACAAGGAGAACGACAAUGCCAUUUCCACGACCGAGUUUCUCGAAGCUGCUGAGUCGCUGACGACGUUGUUCGAUGUCUUGGGUUCGGUGGCUUUUACUCCUGUCAAGUCAGACAUGCUGGGUAACGUCAAGAAAAUCCGCGAUAGACAACUCGCUGCGCCCGCAGAAUCUGCGAAUCUGCAAGACCUUGUCAAGAACGAGCUCAAGACGAAGAAGCACACCGCCACAGAGGGCCUCGUAUGGCUCGUCCGCGGCCUAGAAUUCACCUCCAUCGCACUCACUGAGAAUCUCGGCAACUCGUCCGAAGAACUCAGCGCCUCCUUCCGCAGUGCCUAUGGCAACACCCUCAAACCGCACCACUCCUUCAUGGUGAAGCCCAUCUUCAGCGCCGCCAUGAGCGCCUGCCCUUACCGAAAGGACUUCUAUAUCAAGCUUGGAGACGAUGAUGCCAAAGUGCAGGAAGCAUUGAAGGCUUGGUUGGCGGCCUUGACAAACUUGAUUGUGAUCCUGAAGGCGUUCUUGGACAAGAAGGAGAAUAAAUGGUAG
Messenger RNA from Venustampulla echinocandica, 621 nucleotides. Its product is annotated as Glycolipid transfer protein. Gene Ontology annotation, biological process: ceramide transport; intermembrane lipid transfer. Gene Ontology annotation, cellular component: cytosol; membrane; cytoplasm. Gene Ontology annotation, molecular function: ceramide 1-phosphate binding; ceramide 1-phosphate transfer activity. The transcript has 4 exons. NCBI's taxonomy places the organism in Eukaryota, Fungi, Ascomycota, Leotiomycetes, Helotiales, Pleuroascaceae. Bases 1 to 621 code for a protein of 206 amino acids. The record is from RefSeq and is a predicted model, not a curated record.